Molecule: messenger RNA, 2409 nt
Organism: Rhea pennata
Lineage: Eukaryota; Metazoa; Chordata; Aves; Rheiformes; Rheidae
Gene: SLC18B1
Product: solute carrier family 18 member B1
Exons: 14
Coding region: 321-1643 (440 amino acids)
Biological process (GO): transmembrane transport
Molecular function (GO): transmembrane transporter activity
Source: RefSeq, a predicted model, not a curated record
AGCGCGGGCCGGGCCGGGCCGGGCCGGGCGUCCCUCCUCCGCCCCUUGUUUUUUCCCCACCUGGAAACCCCUUGUAGGAACGGGGCGGGGUGGCGUUUGGGGAAGGCAGCUGAAGUGCGCAGCGUUUAACAGUCCGCUGGUGCGGGGAGAAUCGAGCCUCGGCGGCUGUGCCAAGGGCUGAGCGGCCGCUCGGCGAAAGAAGUCGGUCAGCGUGGAAGCGGCGGCCGGGAGACUGCCGUCGGCCUUGCCCGGCUUGAGCAGAAGGCGGCGAGUCCGGACCCGUUGUGUCUUAACGCGCUUCAGUUGUGAGAGAGGAUGGCAUGCCGGAAGUGCUUGGUGAAGAAUCAGGAAGAUUUACCAGAGAACAGCUAUUUACAGUGGUUGCAGCAGCUUCUAUCAACUUCAGUUCAAUGAUAUGCUAUUCGAUACUGGGACCCUUUUUCCCUGCAGAGGCAGAAAAAAAAGGUGCCAGUAACACAAUUGUUGGCAUGAUUUUUGGAUGUUUUUCUUUGUUCAAUUUCUUGAGUUCUUUAAUCUUGGGAAAUUAUCUUACACAAAUUGGGGCAAAAUUCAUGUUUGUGGCAGGGAUGUUUGUUUCUGGAUGUGUUACAAUUCUAUUUGGAAUACUGAAGAAGGUGCCCGAUGGACCAGUGUUCAUCAGUCUGUGCUUUUUAGUAAGAGCAAUGGAUGCGAUAGGUUUUGCAGCAGCAAUGACAGCAUCAUUUUCAAUCCUUACAAAGGCAUUCCCCAAUAAUAUAGCUACUGUCCUGGGCAGCCUUGAAAUUUUUACAGGGCUUGGACUGGUGCUGGGUCCACCUUUAGGUGGCUUUUUAUAUCAAUCAUUUGGUUAUGAGGUCCCUUUCAUUACACUGGGAUGUCUAGUGUUGGUCUUCGUGCCUGUGAAUAUGUGCCUAUUACCAAAAUACGAUUCAGUCCCUAGCAAGGACUCCUUUUGGAAGCUCGUUCUUCUGCCAAAAGUCUUGCUUCUCUGUCUUACUAUAUUUUCUCUAAGUGCAUGCUUGGGAUUUUUGGAUCCUACAAUGUCUUUGUUUAUCCUAAAGAAGUUCAAGCUCCCAGCUGGUUAUGUCGGCUUAGUAUUUCUAGGUUUGGCACUCUCAUAUUCCCUGUCUUCUCCCCUCCUCGGACUCUUAAGUGACAAGCUGCCAUACGUCAGGAAAUGGCUGCUGGUUUCUGGAGGCUUACUAACAGCAGUGUGCUUUUUCAUGUUGGGACCCGCUCCUGUACUGCACAUUGAAAGUCAGCUGUGGAUGUUUGUCCUAGUGCUGGUUUUGAUUGGCUUUUCCCUUGGCAUGACUGCUAUCCCAGUAUUUCCAGAGAUACUGCAGUGUGCAUAUGAGAAUGGAUUUGAAGAAGGUCUGAGUCUUUUGGGAUUGGUGUCUGGGCUCUGCAGUGCCAUGUGGUCCCUUGGGGCAUUUAUAGGUCCCACUCUGGGAGGAUUUCUAUAUGAAAAGCUGGGUUUUGAAUGGUCCUCAGCCAUCCAGGGAGGAUGGGCACUGCUAAGUGGACUCGCAAUUGGAAUAUUCUAUAUCACUGAGGCUACAAGGAGGAGUUCCAGUUCCAGCCUGCAAAACACUCCUGGUAAUAAUGAAGAAAGAACUCAUCUGUUGGGUAGUGAAACAUAGCCAGACAUACUUUUGGAUUUUCUCUUUACUAUUGUCGUUUAACUCAGUCUUCAGAUGAGUGGACUUAGAUGUGUUUCAUUGUUCUCUAGUUGGGAUACAUGAUCCACUAGUGAGCACCAGUUGUGGUUUACUUGUAGCUGCAUCUCUGUUUUGAAACACUAUACACUGACCGCCUUUCUUUUUGGAAGUGCUCAUGUGAAUUGGCUGAACUGAUGAAUAAUUCUCAGAUGUCAGCGUAUUUAACCAUGUUCCAUAUACAGUGCACCACUAUAUGCGAAGAGGUCUAUUUUCAAAUGUCGAACUUUUACACGUGAGUCUGCUGUGGGUUAUUCAUAGAUAAAACAACUGUUUCUACUACCAUGAUUUUUCUCUAUCUUUUUUAAAGGAAGAUCAUAAUCCUGUAAUAUCUCAACUGAUGACAUAAAGUGUUGAAAUAGAAUUUGAAAUGGUAAAACAUUAAGCACAAUAUUGUUUUCAAUAAAGCAACUUUCUUCUGAAGUUCUGUGGAUUUUCUUAGACAAGAAAAGCCUGAAAGACUUUGUGUCUAGUAGUAGCUGUAUUAUAUGAAAGUGCACCUGAGAAUGGCAAAGGUAAUGAAGAGAAGACUGCAUCUACAUGCAGAACUCAUCUUCUGUCCUCGACAAAAUUUGACAUGCGUGUGUGCAUGUAGGUGUGUACAUUGUAUAUAAGUUUCAUAUGAAGACUCAACUUGAUCUGUGGGAGGUCCAUAUUGCUAAUAAAUGCCAACUGGUAUGCUGCACUAAUU